GUUCUUGUACAACCAUCAAACCCACCCCUUAGGUUUAAAGUUUUAACUUUUUACCCUUAUAUUCAGGAAAAUUCCCGAAUCCUGUCGGCGGAGAAGCAGUGGGCUGACUGAGACAUAGCAAGCAAUCGCCGGAAAACGCAGAAGUGGUUGAGAUAUCACAAGUAGUCGCCGGAAAAAGGAGAAGUGGCUGAGAUAUCACAAGCAGUCGCCGGAAAACGCAGAAUUGAAACAUCUAGCUACAUGUCAUCCUACGAGGAUCCUGUGGAGGUUGACAGUUCUGCUGAAUGUAAUGGAGAUACACGUAGUACCAAUAAAAAUGAACUUCACCUUUAUCCUGUUUCUGCCAAUGAUUCAGGCGAAGGUUUACCAUAUGCUCCUGCAGAUUGGCCGAACCCAGGUGAUAAAUGGGCCUGGAAGGUGGGGAAAAGAAUUGCAUCUGCUGGCUACUUUCUUGAUAGAUAUCUGUAUCUUCCAAACCGUCUUCGUGGAAAGCGAGGUGUUUUCGCAAGUAGGCUUUCGGUUGAACAAUAUGUCAGGUCUGAGUUUCCAAGCACAGAUAUCAAUGAAUUCUUUGCCUCAUUUAGUUGGAAGAUUCCCUCAAAACUAUUAAAAGGUGACUGGUAUGCUCAGCUCAAAUCUUCAGGCAUGAAAUCUGUUUCUCAUUUAGGAACCAUUAGGUGUAAGGCUGGUAAUAGCUUGUGUGCGAGUGCGAGUUUAAUAGAAGCAGGGAAUCCUAGUCCAGAGACCAUGAUUUGUGACAUAUGUUGCAGUGAGCCUGGUUUUUGCCGAGAUUGCUGUUGUAUUCUUUGUUGUAAAACUAUUAGUUCUGCUUAUGGUGGGUAUAGUUACAUUAGGUGCGAAGCAACAGCUGAUGAUGGUUACAUUUGUGGACACAUAGCCCAUAUAGACUGUGCUCUACGAGCUUAUAUGGCUGGGACAGUUGGAGGAAGCAUUGGCUUGGAUGCGGAAUAUUUUUGUCGGCGCUGUGAUUCAAGGACUGAAUUGGUCUCGCAUGUCAUGAAGCUUCUAAAAAUUUGUGGAUCAAUUGAUUCUCGAGAUGAUGUCGAGAAGAUUUUGAAUGUUGGCUUUUGCAUUAUACGUGGCUCACGGAGAACAAAUGCAAAACAGUUGCUGCGUCACAUUAAAUCGGCCAUGGCAAAGCUUCAGAAGGGUGCCUGCAUUGAAGAUGUGUUCAAAGAAGUAGAAUUCUUGGACGCCAAUGGUGAAACUGCUUAGGUAUCUGGAGUAAGCUUCUAAGAAUUAAGCAGGAAAUCAAACUUGAGUCUCCCAUUUAUUAGCAAAACCAACUGUACGAAUGAACAUCAAGCACUGAUUAUAUUAAGAUUUUUCAUUGUAAUAAAGAGAGUAUGGUUCCAGCAAGGAGAUCCGCUAUUUCAAUGGUAACCAUGAAUGAACUUCAUCAAGAAAAGUAAGGGUUAUGCCACCUCUCAAGGCCUUAGGCUCAAUUAUUUUUGAUUAGCUAAAGAAUAUAGUGAUGUUGUAUUAGUGAAUUACAAGAGUAAAUGGGAGGCACAAUGUUGUCUACGACAUCAUAGAAUUGAACUUUCCUCCAUUAAUAUGAUGCAUUGUGGGUUUUUGUGGUUCUCAGGUGAAACUGCUUAGGUAUCUGGAGUAAGCUUCUAAGAAUUAAGCAGGAAAUCAACCUUGAGUCUCCCAUUUAUUAGCAAAACCAACUGUACGAAUGAACAUCAAGCACUGAUUAUAUUAAGAUUUUUCAUUGUAAUAAAGAGAGUAUGGUUCCAGCAAGGAGAUCCGCUAUUUCAAUGGUAACCAUGAAUGAACUUCAUCAAGAAAAGUAAGGGUUAUGCCACCUCUCAAGGCCUUAGGCUCAAUUAUUUUUGAUUAGCUAAAUAGAUUUCACUAAUGUUGGGGUAAUCCCAUAUUCAAGGAGUAUAACAAGAAGCAGAGAAACAUAGACCAAAACAUGGUUCUCUCAAAAAGUCACAGAAGUCCCACACAUAUAUACCAACUGGAAUCUCUCUGAGUGCAUCAAAAAAUAAUUAAGAAACUAGAGAGACAAGACUACUCCUCACAUGUACAAAAGCACUCUCGAUUUUUUGAAAGCUCUCUUAUUCUUCUCCCUCCAUAGAACUGACAUAAGAGCUAGUGGGGCUAUAUCCCAUGCCUCUAGUCUUCUUUUCUUUUGAAAUUUUAGCAAUUUAAUGCCUCCUUUACUCUACUCGGUGUAAUUCACUGUAUUAUAAACCAAUACAGAUUCUCCCACCGCAGAUGGGUAGCUACUCGAUAAUGUAAUUAGAGGCCGUCGAUAUCUACUCCUGAACAUCUACACAUUUAGCACCAGUUAACAUGUGUCAUCCUUUUCCUCAA
This is a messenger RNA of Solanum pennellii, 2349 nucleotides long. RefSeq lists its product as uncharacterized. Bases 241 to 1236 code for a protein of 331 amino acids. Lineage: Eukaryota; Viridiplantae; Streptophyta; Magnoliopsida; Solanales; Solanaceae. The record is from RefSeq and is a predicted model, not a curated record. The transcript has 5 exons.